Messenger RNA from Vicia faba (fava bean), 690 nucleotides. The record is from the annotation of a GenBank genome assembly. NCBI's taxonomy places the organism in Eukaryota, Viridiplantae, Streptophyta, Magnoliopsida, Fabales, Fabaceae.
AUGGAAGAGGUGUGGAAAGACAUAAACAUGUCUUCAUUGAAUGAACAAAACACACGACGACCCAUGAUUAUGAGUACUCGUGAAUCCUCCACCUUUGGUGGUGUUAUCCUUCAAGACUUUCUCACUCGACCAAAAAGCAUUGAUCAUCAUUACUCUUCUAAUAACUCAACUUCUUCUGUUGCUUCAGAUCAAAAUCCUUCUUUUUAUUGCCCUAAUACUCUUUCAACUGCCCCACCACCACUUGUCACUGCUCUCAGUUUAAACUCUCGUCCUAAUCAUUUUCCUUUCGACCCUCGUAUCAGACACAACAAUGAUAACAAUUCUCAGUUACUACUUCAACAACAACACCAACAAAGAAAUAUUACUGCUCCAAAGGCUUCUUUUGUCGUCAAUCCCUCACCAUUUGAUCCAAACGUCGGUGUUGUAUCUAAUGUUUUCUCUUGUUUUGGAAAGAGAUUUGGUGAACCACCUGAUGUUAGUCCUGGUGAAAGGAGAAACAAGAGAAUGAUCAAGAAUCGUGAAUCUGCUGCACGUUCACGAGCUUACACGAACGAACUGGAGCAAAAAGUUGAUUUUUUGAUGGAAGAGAAUGCAAAACUCAAAAGACAACAACAAGAGUUAUGGGAAGCAGCAGCAAGUAGUGCACCAAAGAAGAAUAGCUUACAUCGAACAUUAACAGCUCCAUUUUAA